Molecule: messenger RNA, 1410 nt
Organism: Phyllotreta striolata
Lineage: Eukaryota; Metazoa; Arthropoda; Insecta; Coleoptera; Chrysomelidae
Source: the annotation of a GenBank genome assembly
AUAUGGUAUAAAAACCAGUUUAGUAUUUAGCAAAAUUAAUAUUUAAAAUAUAAAUGUGGUAAUUUAAUGAUAAACGUGUACUCAAUACGUUCAUACAGUAAUUGUCACAUCAAUUAAUUUCUGCGCAAUAUUAGUUAGGGUUAAUAUUUUAAAAUUAUGGAUACAAUUUCAACCCCGCGAGCAGAAGGGCCCCCGGAAAAUACACUGGAAAUGCUGGGCUGCUCUCAUUAUAAGAGAAAAUCGAAAUUCGUGACCCCUUGUUGCGACAAAGUUUAUACGUGCAGGUUCUGCCACGAUGAAAACGAAAACCACACGUUAAAUAGAAAGGAAGUAGUCGAAUUAAUUUGUGCCGUUUGUGAUAAAAGACAGAAAGUUCAGAGCAACUGCGAAAAUUGCGGCGUACUAUUCGGAAGGUACAAUUGCCUAGAAUGUAAUUUAUUCGAUGACGUCGAUAAGAACCAAUUCCACUGCAAAGGUUGCGGCAUAUGCAGGAUCGGUGGGGCCCUGAAGUUCUUUCACUGCGAAAAGUGCAACAUGUGUCUGCCCGUCCAGCUGGAAGCCGGACAUAAAUGUGUGGAGAACGUAUCGAGAAGUAACUGCCCCAUUUGUUUGGAAGAUAUCCACACCUCUCGAAUCCCUUGUCACGUACCACCUUGCGGACAUCUCUUGCAUCGGCCUUGCUACGAAGGUUUGCUCUCCAACGGCUUGUUCGCUUGCCCCAUUUGCCAACAUUCCUUAAUGAAUAUGGAGAAAUUUUGGAAGUACUGGGAUAAUGAAAUCGAAAAUACUCCCAUGCCGGCCGAAUACAGACAUUGCUACGUUGGUAUUCUUUGUAAAGAUUGCCAUCAGGAAAGUACUGUAAAAUUCCAUGUAGUAGGAUUUAAAUGUCAACAUUGUGGUUCGUACAACACUUGUAGAAAUAAAGGACCCGUGACUGUAAGAGGCUCAAUCCGGACGCUCAUAAGAUACAUUGUCCAAUUUUGCAACUUCUUGAUUUAUAUGACUAGACAGGUUUAUUCGUAUAUACCAUUCUUGUCCUUAAUGAUUGGUCGAGGUGAUGAUGCUGGUAACCAUAACGCCGAAGAACAGGAUGAUCAAUCGCACAAUUUCGAGGAAGAGCAGCUGGAAGACUGAAUGAUAAAAUUUCGGUUUUUUUUUUCAAAUUCGUACCGUUGGAAAGUGUGAAAUAUUUAGUGAUCGUUGAUUCUUAAUGGCUGAAUAUUCGAAGUUGUAAACAUAAGAUAUUUGUUAGAAGAUUUUAUUAACUUUGUGAUAAAUUAUUCGAAUAGCGCACAUUUAGACAUGCUUUUAGGUGAAGCUUCAUCGAUGUUUAUGCUUUUUUAUUAUUACGUUUGUACGGGGUGUUAUGUAAAUUUUGUAGUAAUAUUGAAUAAAUUUAUAGUACCUUGA